This is a messenger RNA of Prunus avium (sweet cherry), 1391 nucleotides long. Lineage: Eukaryota; Viridiplantae; Streptophyta; Magnoliopsida; Rosales; Rosaceae. The record is from RefSeq and is a predicted model, not a curated record.
ACAUCUCAAUUUUCCUUGUCUUUAUUUUGUGUCACUUUUUUCUUCUUCUUAUCCAACGAAUUUAAAUACAGUAUACAGGUGCACUGAUUGCUAAUGUCAUCUUUGGCUACUGGGGCACCCGAACGGCCCCAAAAAUCCAAUAUCAAUUUGCACAUAUUUUCCAAAGACCCCCCCAAACAAUAAUGCUUGAAUGAAUCUCUAUGGAUCAAGAAGCCAUGCCAAAACCAAAACACUGUCGAACUCAAGCCUCUUCCGAUGAGACUUUGCUGUUGCCAGGCUUACCAAACCACCUUGCACAGCUCUGCCUUGCAAAAAUCAACCCUUCCGUUCUCUUCUCUGUUUGCCGCUCAUGGCGGCGCCUUAUCUACUCUCCUUCCUUCCCUCCUUUUUUCUCUCUCUACGCCAUUCUCUCUCCACCACCACCUCAUCACCACCACCACAACCCCAAUUCCCCCGUUCAGUUCUCCUCACUAGACCCCAUAUCAAACACAUGGACAUCUCUCCCUCCUCCUCCGUCCUCCCCUCCUCUCCAACUCCUCCACUGCCACCCGUCCUUCCUCUCCCGAAAACUACCGAUCCAAUGGUUGUCCGUCUCCGGCCGCCUUGUCCUCGUUGCUGCCACUACCCACCAGUUCACACCAGCGAUGCCUCGUCCUCUUGUGUUCCAACCACUGUCCAACCAGUGGUCCUUCGGCCCCCCGCUGCCCGAGCCGCGCCGCUGGUGUGGAGUCGGGACUGUGGGUGGAAAAGUGUACGUGGCUAGUGGGAUUGGAACAACUUAUAGAGGAGAUGUUGCGAGGUCGAUGGAAGAGUGGGACACGAAGAGAAAGGAGGCUUCUUCGUCAUGGGUUAAGAAGGCAUGCCUUAAAGAUGGAAGGUUUAGCAGGGAGGAUGUGGAGGCUAUUGGGUACAGAGGGAAGCUAUGGAUGGUGAAUUCAAAGGGCAAUGCAGUCAAAGAAGGGGUUGUCUAUGAUGUGCAGAAGGACACGUGGCAAGACAUGCCUCAAGGCAUGCUUGGUGGAUGGAAUGGGCCAGCUGCUGCAACCAUCAAUGAUGAUGGUCAUGAUGAUGAUGUGAUGUAUGUGGUGGAUGAGAGAAAAGGAGUAUUGAACAAGUAUGUUGAUGAAAAUGACUGCUGGGAAAUGGUGAUGGAGUCGGUUGUGUUAAGAGAGGCUGAGCAAGUUUGUGCCGGGAGGGGUAGAGUUUGUGUGGUUUGUGCUAACGGAAGAAAGAUUGUGGUGGUAGAUGUUGUGGCGACACCACCGCGAAUUUGGGUGGUGGAGCCGCCGCCGAUGUUGGAAGUUGUGGCGGUACACAUUUUGCCUAGGAUGUGUAGGCCGGAUUAAUAUUUUAAUUGCGCUUCAUGAUUCAUAUUAAGAAUAGUUUAAUAU